Molecule: messenger RNA, 2056 nt
Organism: Durusdinium trenchii
Lineage: Eukaryota; Dinophyceae; Suessiales; Symbiodiniaceae
Source: the annotation of a GenBank genome assembly
GACAGCAUCUGUCAGUUCUUGAAGACAUCAGUCUUUGCAAUGGCUGAUGCAACGACUAGUGAGGAUGUGGUGAUGGGUGGUUCGUUGGAGAAGCUGAUCUUGGACGCCAAAGCUUGGCCUCCAGAGGCAUUUGAGCUCUUUCGAAAGCUUUUGCAGAAUGUGCUAAGUAGUCCGGAAGAGGCGAAGUUUCGAAAACUCAAACUGAGCAAUGCUCGCAUCAACGCAUUGCUGGCUGAGCCUGGUGCAGAGGAAGGCUUUGAACAACUCGGCUGGGUGAGGAACAGUGAGGCCUUGGAGCUACCAGCUCUGGCAGAUUUGAGGAAUUUUGAUUUCGUUUUGAAGGGAACCUCCAGUGGUCCUCCCGGAGAGUUGGUUCCACUCACGGUUUUGAGAGGUGCUCUAAAAUCGAAGCUUGAACUUCCGUGCAACACGCUCUUCAGUGAACUUGCCGCACGUAUCGAGCAAAGUGAUGCUCUAGGACGAAUCCCCAGGAAGAGGCAGCGUUUGCUUGUUGGGGUUCCUCCGAAGCCAUUGGCUGAGUCGUAUCCACAGUUUGCAUCAAUGACCAUUUCAGAACUUGGCCUGAAGGCCUUUAAACUCGAAGAUACAUGGGAGGAGAUGGUUGCUGAUUUGCGGGCUUUACGGGCCAGCUUCGAAUCCUUGGCCUCCGUUUUAUCGUGCAAAAAGACUCUUUCAGAGAAUUUUGAUUUCUUAUUGGACUCAGCGAAGGCACUUUUGAAAUCAAGAGCCAUGCUUAUGGACGAGACUGAAAUGUGUAUGGCGCGCAGGUGCUUUUCAGUCCUGUGGCCACCAGGUGUGGACACUCUGGCCGCCAGACUGGAGCAUUGUGUGCUAUGUACGCCUCUCGCGAUUCCUCAAAAAAGUGAUGACGGAGAAACUACAUUGCAGUUUCCCCUGCAAGUUGAGCGAGCGGACCUCUUUAAUUCCGCACUGUCUCAGAUCCAAGGAGCAUCCAUUGAAGAGUUGCGCAAACCACUCCAAGUGACGUUUGUGGGUGAAGCGGCUGAAGAUGCUGGUGGUCCGAGACGUGAGUUCUUCAAUGACUUUGGGCGCUCAUGCACAGAAAAAGAUGGAAUUUGGAGGACGACUCCAGUAGGCUCACUGACUCCUGUGCCCGCCCCUUCAACCAUUUUUCACAGCUGCGGCCGCAUUUAUGGCCUCGCCCUUUGCCAAGCAGAAAAUGCAGCCCAAGAACAGCGAGUUCGUGAGAAUGCAACCAUUCAAGAGCUGCUAGCUGCAGUGACUGGUGACGAGGAAACACAGCAGCAACAGAAACUUCUAGUGGGAGCGAGCUUGUCACGGCCAUUUCUCAGAUGUGUGCAAGCUGAUGUGCCAGAAUCUUUGGAAGAUUUGCAGACUGAGCUGAAUGCAGAACAAAGUGAAAGUGCUCCAGACUUCAGAGGUUCUGCAGCUUUCAUCACUUCGAGUCUGCACGAAUUAGGCCUUGAAGGACAGCUCACUUUCAGCCACACCCUGCCGGAUGGAAGAACCGUAGAGUUGAAGCCAGGUGGAAGUGAAACUGUUGUGACAGAUGCUACCAAACUGGCCUGGCUAAAAGCAGUGCUUCGAAGCGAGCUUGUUCAAAGUAUUGAGGAGGCGGCAAAGUCGUUUCGGCUUGGAGUGUGCGAAGCCGCUGGUGCUGCAUACUUGGUGCUGCUUUCGGCUGGCGAGCUGCAACAGGAGUGGUCCGGCCUGGCAGAGAUUAGUGAUGACAAUUUGAGACUGUGGCAAGAGCGAUCUACCAUUUGUCCAGCCCGAAAGCAGCAAGCUGCGUGGUUUUUUGAAGUCCUUUGGGCGGAAGAAUGGAGAGCUUCCCGGCCCAAAGUCCUGAAGUUUACCACAGGCAGUGAUCGUUGGCCUUCUGAGCCCAAAAGCUUCACUUUCUAUGUGGAGCCUAUGGAUGGGGGAGAUGAAUUGUUGCCGCGAGCAAUGACCUGUGGCAACAUGCUCCAGUUGCCCAGCUACAGCAGCAAGGAGCAGCUGCAGCGUCAGCUUCUGAAGGCGUGCGACUUGGGUUUGUCGAUGCAGCUCGUUU